AUGAAUUUACCUGAAAACUGGAGUCUGGAGAGUAUUGAAUAUUGUUUCCCCCUGGUAAACACAUCUUGUCCUAAGAAUAGUUAUGAAGGAACAGUUGUUGCAGUGAUGCAUGUCUUCAUGAUCAGCUCCACAUUGAUUACACUAAGUGGGAACUUAAUAGUUAUUAUUUCAAUUCUGCAUUUUAAGUGCCUCAAGUCACCAACAAAUUUUCUAGUUUGCUCACUUGCUUUUACAGACUUUCUUUUAGGCUUUCUUGUCAUGCCUUACAGCACAAUAAGGUCUGUUACAAAUUGUUGGUAUUUUGGGAGUCUGCUUUGCAAAAUGCACUCGGGUCUUGAUGGCUCUCUGUCUAUCGUGUCUGCCUUUCAUGUCUUUUUUAUUUCCAUUGAUCGCUACUAUGCUAUAUGCCACCCUCUGCAUUACACCACCAAAAUAACAUUUUCAGUUACAAUGAUGUUUAUUGGCCUAAGCUGGACUAUACCAAUUUGUUACAUGUUCUACAUUAUUUUGUCAGAAACAAAUUUAAUUGGAAUUGAGGAGUAUGUUGCUUCAAUUUAUUGUGAAGGAUUUUGUAGUGUCAUGUUUAAUAAAGGUUGGGGGGUUACAAACUUUGCUGUAGGAUAUUUAAUUCCUUGUACUGUUAUGAUGGCUAUGUAUGCCAAUAUUUUUGUUGUAGCAAAGCACCAUGCUCAAAUUAUUAAUAACAUGACAGACAAAAGUACUUCUUUUCAAAUGGGACAUAAAAUCUCUAGCGUCAAGGAAAGAAAAGCAGCGAAGACACUUAGUAUAGUUAUGAUGACCUUCGUGCUCUGUUGGUCUCCUUUUUAUUGCACUGCCCUCAUUGAUCCUUUCCUUAAUUAUACUACACCUGCAUAUGUUUAUGAUGUCUUGGUAUGGAUAGCGUACAUGAAUUCUACUCUUGAUCCCGUCAUUUAUGGCUUCUACUACUUAUGGUUUAGAAAAUCUCUUGUCAUUCUGCUGUCUGGCAAAAUAUUUCAUGCAGGCUCUUCUGAACUGAGCAUUGUUUAA
Molecule: messenger RNA, 1029 nt
Organism: Protopterus annectens (West African lungfish)
Lineage: Eukaryota; Metazoa; Chordata; Ceratodontiformes; Protopteridae
Product: trace amine-associated receptor 4-like
Exons: 1
Coding region: 1-1029 (342 amino acids)
Biological process (GO): G protein-coupled receptor signaling pathway
Cellular component (GO): membrane
Molecular function (GO): trace-amine receptor activity
Source: RefSeq, a predicted model, not a curated record